CGCACGACCACGACGACAGCCUCGACAACGGCCCCAUCACUACUCCCGACCAUCCCCACGUCACCGCCACCACCAGCAUCACCGAACCACCCCCGCGACCGUCACUAUGGCCAACUACCUCGCGUCCAUCUUCGGCACGGAGCAAGACAAGGUCAACUGCAGUUUCUACUACAAGAUCGGCGCGUGCCGCCACGGCGACCGCUGCUCGCGCAAACACGUCAAGCCGUCGUACUCGCAGACAAUCCUCCUGCCCAACCUGUACCAGAACCCGGCCUACGACCCCAAGAACAAAAUGAACCCGCAGCAGAUGCAGAUGCACUUUGACGCCUUCUACGAGGACAUCUGGUGCGAGCUGUGCCAGUACGGCCUGGUCGAGGAGCUCGUCGUAUGCGAUAACAACAACGACCAUCUCAUCGGCAACGUCUACGUGCGCUUCAAGUACGAAGAGGACGCGCAAAAAGCCUGCGACGUGCUCAACUCGCGCUGGUACGCCGGCCGCCCCAUCUACUGCGAACUGUCCCCCGUCACAGACUUCCGCGAGGCCUGCUGUCGUCUUAACUCCGGCGAGGGCUGUGUCCGCGGCGGCUUCUGCAACUUCAUCCAUCGCAAGGAACCCACCGCUGAGCUCGACCGCGAACUCGAUAUGUGCACGCGCAAGUGGCUGCACGAGCGCGGCCGCGACGCAAGGAGCAUGAGCAAGAGCCCCACGCCGCCGCCUGCGGGAGGUGCCGCUAAGCGCUUCUAGACGCUUGUUGACAUGUUGGAGGUGCAUUGGCUAUGAAAAGCAGGGACAUGGUGCAUGGCAGGACGUCGAGCGGGCGCUGGACCCGCGGUGCACUCCAGCCGAGCCAGAGUUAUCUGCGCGACGAUCCAUGUGCAUGUGGCAGAGAGAGAGAAAGAGCUUGAACAGAGCAUAAAUUGGCGUAUGGCGUUGACAGCGACUGACUGAUACCUUUUGUGCGCGUGGCGCACACAGCAGGAUUGUACUUGUACUUGUACGCGGACCCCCGAGUCGCUAAUGCAUGUACGUAUAUAUGUAUGGACAUGUAUUGGGUACACGGCAAAAAAGCGUCUUGAUUCCCGACCUUCUGCCCCCCAAAAUUUGAUCGUGUAACGUGAUAUGAUGAACUCAUAAACUAUCCAUUCACCGCUUGGAUCUUGCUAUAUACGUAUGUAUGCAUAGCGCAGCCUUGCUCGCAUUCAUUCAAUC
Dothidotthia symphoricarpi CBS 119687 is the source of this 1210-nucleotide messenger RNA. RefSeq names its product RNA-binding domain-containing protein. Gene Ontology annotation, cellular component: spliceosomal complex; U2AF complex. Gene Ontology annotation, molecular function: metal ion binding; pre-mRNA 3'-splice site binding. The record is from RefSeq and is a predicted model, not a curated record. The coding region runs from base 107 to 745 and encodes 212 amino acids. Gene Ontology annotation, biological process: mRNA splicing, via spliceosome. The transcript has 2 exons. NCBI's taxonomy places the organism in Eukaryota, Fungi, Ascomycota, Dothideomycetes, Pleosporales, Dothidotthiaceae.